Messenger RNA from Armigeres subalbatus, 3568 nucleotides. RefSeq lists its product as uncharacterized. Lineage: Eukaryota; Metazoa; Arthropoda; Insecta; Diptera; Culicidae. The coding region runs from base 449 to 2971 and encodes 840 amino acids. The transcript is spliced from 11 exons. Gene Ontology annotation, cellular component: plasma membrane. The record is from RefSeq and is a predicted model, not a curated record. Gene Ontology annotation, molecular function: protein binding.
UUGGAUUCGGUCGGACUUACAGCUUGCGCGCGGGUUGCAGUGUGUGCCACAACCAAACCAAACCCCCCAGAGCCUUUGGUUGGCACAGGCACAUGGUUGGUGCUGACGGUCUUUUCUGCGAUGCGCGGAUUGCCGUCAAUGUUGUGUUUGUUUGCGAAUUUGGUCGCGCCUGCGUGAGAAUUUUGAACACUGCUGGUUUGCUAUCGUUGCAAACACGCGAUCGUCUGUGAAAAAUUGUAGCUACUGGGCGAAGUUUUCUUUUCGGUGCACUUUAGUCCGGAUUUGGUGUUUCUCCAUGAAAACUGUGUGCAUGAGAUAUUCGUAAUUCAACAGUUUUGUCCUUGAAAGUGUUGGCGGUUGAAUAUUCAUGAAUUUGUAGCGAAACUGCAACAAUUGAGUGUGUUUGUUUUCAAGUGCUUGUGGUGAUAUACAGUGCGUUGCAUCGAAAAUGGUGAACAAACAAUACAACGUUCACAACCCAAAGUUACAUAAGUCCAAGAGUGGACAGAAUUCGCCACCGCCAGUGCGAAAUAAUCCGGAGGUUUCCAAUCAGCCGAAUCCUCCAGACAUGAGUGGGUCGUUGGAGAACAAUCUGAAUCACAGUGUUGAACAUCGUUCUCACCAUCAUAUUCAGCAUAAUAACCAUCACCACCAUCGCCAUCAGCAGAAUCAAUUGCAGAAUAACUUGGAUUUGGAUGUUCGUCGCCGUAACGGUGGCUCGAACAGUCCAUCGGAGGAAGACUUUGGCGAAGAUGGUGUCUACGGGAGAAACAUCACUUAUUACAGCGAAACCACCCAGCUCGGUGGUGGCGGUGCCAGUUGUGAAAGCCCAUCAGGUGCUGGCAGCAACGAGCGCGUCCACGUGAAGGAUUUGACCAUCAAUGACAUUGGCCGAUUUCAGUACAUUUUACAAAUGGAUCGAGAAGUGGGCACGCCGUACAGCGGAUACACAUCAGCCUCCUCCCAAAACUCCCCCUCCGCACCAAAUUCCCUGCCCAGUCAUUUGCACCAGAGUCGCCAGAGCUACAAUUUUUGGAAGGCUGGCUCACAAACUCCCUUAACCAGUGCAUCCUCUGUAAACUCCUUCUUCCGACCUUCAUCCCAUUCACGAUGUUGCCUGUGGAAGGCCCUCAAACUGAUAUGGCGCUUCAUCAAAUGGCCGUUGGGUUUACUGUUGAUAUGCAGUCUUUUAGGCUUAGUAGUUUACUUUUUGGUUGUAGAUAGGGAUAUCAUGAGCAGUCCAUUGUUUGGAGAACACAGCAUCUACGAUGUACAGGAAAACCUCUCUAUCGAUUUCAACGAUUUUACGCAUACGAAUGAUUUGGACAGCGGCCCUGUGACCACCUUCGGUCGAGAUCACAAGGACAAAGGAACAGGAUUCUCCAAAGACGGGUCGACACCAAAUUCAAAAUUCUCGUUUGGCCUCAACAACGAUUUGCUAGCGAUUUUCGUCAAGAAGACCGAGCAAAAUCGAAACGAAGGCCACAGCGUGUGGUCAUCAACGGAGCAUGAGAAUUUGAGCGAAGAAACGCCUGCCACGGUGGAGAGAAUUACCAGCAGCACAACCCGUGCUCCGAUUCGGAAAACCAGCACAAUUUCACUGAAGGACUACACCAAGGCACGGGUGAACUUCGAUGAUGACGAUGAAUUGGACCACGGAGCCGCCAUCAACGAGCAUACGACACGGGCCAUAGAUGCUGGAAUCGAUUCCAACGGCAGACAGAAAAACCUUACCAUCACUUCGUCGACCACGGAUUCCAGUCUGUACCGGACAAAGGUUUCCCCAACGCUGCCCAUACUGUCCCGGUUCGAAAUAACCACCGAAGGUUUGAAACGAUUCAAUAUUUCCGAAGAAGGUACUGCACACAAGCCAACAGACAGCCCCGCAGGCAUCUGCAAGUCCACCUCGCUACCUCUGUGUAGAGCAGUGCUGCCCUACGAUCUCACAACCUCCAAAAACCCACAGCUAACCAACAUCGAGUAUGAACAUUUCCAGUACCUUAUCAACUCGAAAUGUUCGGUGCGUGUUGCGGAAUUUGUAUGUCUGGUACUGGAGCCGGAAUGUCGACCAACCCGAAUGGGAACACUGAGUCCCUGCAAGAGGAUCUGCAAAUCAAUUCUGGAACCAUGUGCGCAUAUUAUUGCCAGUUCGGAAGUUUUGACAGCGACGUUCGAUUGCGAUAUCUAUCCAGAUUCCAACGAUCGAAACGUGUGCGAGGAUCCUACUCGUCAGAGUGACUGCCACGCGAAUGAGUUCCAAUGUGCGGAUUCCAGUUGUAUCCCUCUACAGUGGAAAUGCGACAACAUAAAGGACUGCCAAAAUGGUGCAGACGAGGCGGAUUGUAAGUUUUGCGAGCGCGAUGAAUAUCGCUGCCUGUCCAACGACAAAUGCAUACCCGAUAAAUGGCGCUGCGACCAGUACGAAGAUUGUCCCGAUGCGUCAGACGAACUGGAUUGUUACUAUGAUGAACCUACUACCUUUCCAACUGGUUUUGGCAGCCAGCGCGAGUAUCCGUUCGUGCAGGUACAAGUGCCCAACAGUCCUGUCCAUGGGAAGCCUUAUCUGACCAUUACCAACGAAGAUAGGGAACGAAAUCAACAGCAGGAACGCAAUGCUCGCCCUUACCCGGAUUAUGAGUCUUCGAGAGAAGACGAGUACGAGCCCACGGCAGCAGAGAACGUACCGCAAAUAAAUCUAAAGAACCGAACGGACCCGAUUGAGAAUAAGACAGAACGCGUGGAAGACCAAACCGAGGCCGAGACCAGCCAAACGAUAUCAAUCCCCAAAUCUUUAAGUAAUUUUCAGGACAGCAAAGAAAUAAUGAUGACGUCGGAUUCGGAGAACGACUACAAAUACAGUAGUACGAGCAGGUCAUUCCUGACGACUGCCCACGCGUCUCCGUGUCCCGAAGGGGAGCUACGAUGCGUCAGCGGUAUUUGCAUUUCCGUGAGCCAAUUAUGUGAUAAAUAACUAUUUCUAGGUAACAGACUGCGCCGAUGGCGCCGAUGAAGCCAUGUGUGUUUAUAAGGAUUAAUACUCAAAGCAUCGGAACGAACUCAACCAGAGCAAAAGUUGAAAACCAUGACCAGAAAGAUUUUGUUUUAUCAUAGCGUAGCACUGCCCUGAGAUUGAUUUAUCUUUCUUCUCUCUUUCCAGUGUAGAAAAAGGAUACGAUCGAAUUGUAUUUAUAGAGUGAUUUUACUUGUUAACUCGUUGUUAGAUAUGCGGAUCAUACUGGAAAAAUUCAUCCCGCGACCACAAUUAUCGUUACCAUUGUUGAAGAGUUACCCCCUAUGAUUGUGUAUUAUUAGUUCAUUAAGAAUGCUAGGACAAUAUGUGUAAUAUUAUCAAUGAUUAGGAUGUGCACGUUGGAAUGGCGAAAUAGUUCGCAAAAUGAAAAGUUUUACGUAACAUAUUUCGUGCAGCCAACAAUUGGAAAUUUCAUUCAAAAUUGGUAUUCCACUUGAUAGAAACGCGUUGUAAAUAAGCCAUUUUUAUCGUUCGUAUCAUUUCAUAUAAACUUUUGUAAAUCAAUGUUUCAAUAAAUUUUAUGUUGAAUAUAUAAAA